Messenger RNA from Oppia nitens, 2969 nucleotides. RefSeq lists its product as uncharacterized. The transcript has 13 exons. The record is from RefSeq and is a predicted model, not a curated record. The coding region runs from base 93 to 2969 and encodes 958 amino acids. Gene Ontology annotation, molecular function: iron ion binding; oxidoreductase activity, acting on paired donors, with incorporation or reduction of molecular oxygen; monooxygenase activity. NCBI's taxonomy places the organism in Eukaryota, Metazoa, Arthropoda, Arachnida, Sarcoptiformes, Oppiidae.
AUAGUCUACCUCCCGGUCCUUUGCCAUUGCCUGUGUUGGGAAAUAUAUUAGCAUUUAAAACUCAAGAUCAUUGGGACGAUGUUUUCCGACAAAUGUCUAAAAAAUACGGUCCAGUAUUUACUGUACAUAUCGGCAAUACUCCACAGGUUAUGAUCACUGAUGUGGACAUCGCUAGAGAAGCCUUUCGUAAAAAUGAUUUCGCGGGAAGACCUGAAUCUUAUUUCGGAAGUUAUAUGUCAAAUGACAAACAAAAAGAUGUUAUAUUUACCGAUUACGGCCACACUUGGGAAGCAUUGAGACGUGUGGCUCACGCGGCCGUACAAAAAUAUUCAGUUAAUGAUAGAUUAAUUAAUGUGACCGUCGAUUGUGUUGAUAAAACAGUGCAAACAAUGUUAACAAAAGAGGGUACAAAUACACCCAUAAAAGUCAUUGAUUAUAUAUAUCAUAUGUUUCUGAAUAUAUUGGCGGACAGCACUUUCGGACAAAAAUUUAAUUAUGAUGAUCCCGAGUUUAAAUUACUGAGCUAUGGAUUACGUGAUUUUGCAAUGGAGGCGGGAUCCCAUUUCUUUUUAUGGGAAUUUUCACCACUAAUACGAUUGUUGGACUAUAAGAUGGUAYGCAAACUAAACAAAGUAGAGUAUCAAAUGCAGGAUAUUAUGAAAGAAAAAUUGARAAAUCAUUACAAAGAUUAYAAUCCGAGUAUUGAACGCGAYUUUUGCGAUGCACUCAUUUCGGCUAAAAAUGAUGCGCUCCGGGAGGGAAAAGAGUCGGCACCSUAUCUGACUGAUCCAAAUUUGGCGAUAACUAUAUAUGAUCUUUUCAUAGCAGGAACUGAUACCUCACAAAAAACAUUUCAAUGGUUACUAUUAUUUUUAUCUUAUUAUCCAAAUUUACAAAAUAAAUUACGAGAAGAAAUUGAGUCGCAAAUCGGUGACMRAAUACCAACCCAUGAGGACAGACAGCGAUGUCAUUAUGUGAUGGCAUUUAUAUCGGAAACAYUAAGAUUGAGAAAUGUCGCCCCAUUUGGUGUGCCUCACAAAGCWGUAGUCAACAGUAAAAUAGGUGAUUACACAAUACCCGAAGGUAUACCUGUGUUUGUAUAUCAGGGAAUUAUAUUGAGAAGCGAUGACAACAAAUAUUGGCCUAAAGCUAAUGACUUCAYACCCGAGCGCUUUCUCGACAGUGACGGACAUUAUAUGACAACCCGUUCGCCGGCAUUCAUACCCUUUGGUGUGGGACGUCGUGUAUGUUUGGGCGAGAAGUUGGCCAUCGCUGACAUAUUUCUCGUUUUGGUCCGAUUUCUACAAUUGACACAAAACUAUAACAUUGUUUUGGACAGUCAUAAUGGUAUUCUACCCGAUCCUAAUAAAAGUGCUGCUAUGGAUCCAUUUGAUUAUACGAUUAAAUUGAACAAAAUUAAACACUUAAUAACAAUGUCUAUAUUGACAAAAUUAUUUUCUUGGAUUGUCUCGGAUUUUUGGACAACAAUAUUGACAAUAUUUAUAGCUUAUAUGGUCUACAAAUUGGCUAAAUUUUAUUAUCGAUACUACAGUCUACCUCCCGGUCCAUUUCCAUUGCCAGUGUUUGGUAAUAUUUUAGAAUUCAAAUCGAAACUCCAUUGGAAUGAAGUUAUGCGAGAAUURGCCAAAAAGUAUGGACCGGUUUUUACCGUACAUAUGGGAAACACUCCUCAAGUAGUCAUCAGUGAUGCCGAUAUCGGUAGAGAAGCUUUUAGGCGAAAUGAUUUUGCGGGACGGCCUACAAGUUUUAUAAGUAGUACUUUAUCAAAUGAUAAGUUUUCGGAUAUAGUGUCCGCCGAUUAUGGCCACCAAUGGGAAGCCCUGAGACGUGUGGCACACGCGGCCGUACAAAAAUAUUCAAAUAAUGAGCGAUUAGUUAAUGUAGCCGUGGAUUCAGUGGACAAUACAAUUAAGUCAAUAGUGGACAGUGAGGGCACUGACAAACCAUUUAUACCGGAAGUCUAUAUCUAUCUUAUGUUUCUCAAUAUUUUGGCCAACAGUACGUUUGGAGAAAACUAUACUGUGAACGACCCUGAGUUUAAACAAAUCAAAUAUAUUGUACGUGAUUUCACUCAGGAAAUGGGAACUCGGUUUAUGUUUUGGGAGAUAUCACCACUAUUUCGAUGGAUUGACAAUAAGAUGGUUAACAAACAUAAAUCACUUUUGGCGGAUGUUUUUGAUUUAAUGGAAAAGAAAUUGCAAAAGCAUUACAAAGAUUACAAUCCAAGUAUUGAACGAGACUUUUGUGAUGCACUGAUUGCGGCUAAAAAUGAUGCGCUCCGGGAGGGCAAGGAAUCGGCACCUUAUCUUACUGAUGCUAAUCUGCGAAUGUGUAUCUUUGACUUAUUUGUUGCCGGAACCGAUACAUCAUUUAUGACAUUUCACUGGAUUUUAUUGUUUAUGACUUAYUAUCCAUCGAUGCAAACAAUGUUACGACAAGAGAUUGAUACACAAAUUGGUGACCGAUUGCCGACACAUGAAGACAGGCAUCGAUGUCAUUAUGUUAUGGCAUUCAUAUCGGAAACACUGAGAUUAAGAAAUGUAGUUCCCGUUGGUCUUAUGCAUAAAGCAAUGGUCAACAGUAAAAUAGCUAAUUAUACGAUACCUAAAGAUAUGUCUGUUGUUACAUAUCAGUCAAUUAUUUUACGGGAUAAUAAACAUUGGGAUAAAUGCGACGACUUUAUACCCGAGCGCUUCCUCGACAGUGAUGGCAAAUACAUGACAACCCGUUCGCCGGCAUUCAUACCCUUUGGUGUGGGACGUCGUGUAUGUUUGGGCGAGAAGUUGGCCAUCGCUGACCUGUUUCUUGUUUUGGCCCGAUUUCUACAAUCGACUCAAAACUAUGAUAUAGUUUUGGACACUAAUAAGGGUAUUCAACCCGAUCCUUCUAAGACAAUGGGUAUUAUUCCCGAGGAAUAUAAAAUUGUUUUUAAAACUAAAUCCAGAUAA